CACACCUUUGUUUUCUUUCUUUCAAUCCCCAAAACCAUACGCUUGUUCCAUUUUUAGCUACACCAAUUUAGACCAAACAAAAAAAGAAAAAAACACAAAAACAACGUUGAAAAAACAUAAAUAAGAAACUACCUUAUUUUUGUGUAUUGUGUCUCAUUGUUCGUAACUGUUACGUUAUGAGCUCUAAUUAUAGACAAAGAAAACGGGAAUGAGGUUAAACAAAACCAAACCCUCUUGAAAGUUUGAAGAAAAAAACUGAAAAUGGCUUCUUCUGGUGUUGAAAUUGCGACUUCUUCAUCUUUUGGUUGUGUUCUAAGGGACCGUAAUCAUCGUGAUGGAUGCAGAGAAAGUAGCAAAGUUAAGGCUACACAUGCUGUUUUCCAAAGGAACAUUAAGAACUUUGUCAUGGACCACCUUAACACGCGCGUUACCAUGUCUUCUGAUUCUGCAACUAACGAAAACAACAAUGAGAGUCAAAUGAAGAACAACAACAAUAACAAUGUUUCUUCUUGGGCUUCAAAAGGUAGCACCAAUCUUGCAAGGCUUCAUUUGAAGCGAAACAAUCACAAUGGCAUCAUCAACAACAAUAAGGAUAACGAAAAUGAGCCAUCCUUGGCUUCGUUGAUUAGCCCGAGACAUUCGCGCCUUCUUGAUCGAUGGGCUGCGAGACAAGCUCGUGAGAUGGUGUCAAAUUUGGAGAAUGAAGCUGAAUUGUUGUCCAUUGAUGAUAAUACUAACAAUAACAAUGACAUGCCUGCAGUUGUAAGGACAUCUAGUUCUACCUCGGAUGAAUGUUCUUCGGAGAAAUUGAACGUUGGUGCGUCUUCCCUUGUUCAAUUAUGGGAAAAGAGGCUUAACAAUUCAAAUGGAUCCAAACCAAACACUCCAAUGGAGAAAACAAGUCCAACUGGUGUGACAAGUGCAACUUGCAACAAUGAGAAUGUGUUUGUUGUUAACACUCCAAUUGAGAAAACAAGUCCAACUGGUGGUGCAAGUGCAACUUGCAACAAUGUGAAUGUGUUUGUUGUGGAAGAACAAAGAGGGUCGGAAAUAGGAGAGGGUUUUGAAGGACCGUUAUCAUCAGGGAACGAAGAAUCGUUUUCGUUUUCUUCGUUCACUGAUUGGGAUUCUGAUAAGACAGGUGAUCAGAGUAGGUUGUGUUCAGUUGAUCAAAGUAGGAAGAAUUCGUCGGAAAGUGAUAGAGUUAGUGUUGCUGAUAUCAUAAAGAAACUCACUGCUACAAGUCAAACUCAGAGUUCACCUCCAUCUUCUGGUGAUGAAAAUGAUCAUGAAGGAUGUGGUGGUGGCAGUGUGGCAAGUUCUCCUCGUAAAGAUUUUGCACCAGAACUUUCAGAACAAAGAGCCUUUCCUCAGGUUACUUGUUCAACAAGAAUUAGAGGACGUCGAGCUUUCAAUGAUUUGCUUAUGCAGUUGGAGCGUGAUAGGCAUGGGGAGCUAAAGAACUUGGCUGAACGUGGAACUGUCUCCAAGUUCGCACAAAAAGGUCGCAUUCAGGCAUUACUUCGACUUAAAUUGUUACGUGGCGCGGCAGCUAAUGUUCCAUCACACCAGAAAUCAACAUCAUCUGAAGUAUACAGACGAGUACAACCACACGGAUCUGCAAUUAUGCAACUAAGGAGAAAUUUUAGCACUAGGGUUGAAGAAAAAAAUACAGUACAGGCAGAAGUAGCAAACACACGAAGUCCUCCCAAAGAGAUAGUAAACAACAUCACACAAUUAGAAAACUCUACCACUGCUGAUCAAAUCAGUAAAGACACAAGCGGCCAGAUUGUGCAUGGAACUGUCAGUCGUGCCAUAGAAUUGACAAAGUCAGAGACUCAGACUAGUGAAGAAGAUCAUCCAAGCUCAACUGUCAUGUCUCAAGAAACAUGUUUUGAGGCUCAGCAUGAUUACUCUGAGGAAGAGGAAAUUAACCAGCAAAAUGAUGAAACUAGUUGUGAUUGUGCAGUAGAAGAGGAAGCAAGUAAUCAGAACUAUGCUGAAAGCAGUUAUGAAGAGAUGGUGGAAGAGAACUAUGAUGAAAAUAAUUAUGACUGGAUCAGUGAAAUUUCUCGACCGAGGAGCUAUUGGGAAGAGCAGAGACAAGCAUGGUAUAGAGAGAUUCUUGACACUGGUUCUCCAAAUGAAGAUAUACAAGUGCUACUUCAAAGAAGAACAGUUUCAACAUUCCUAUCCAGUGGCUUCCGUGAAACAAUGGAUAGGUUGAUGCAAUCUCAUAGAGGAACACAAACACAUCUAGUUAGUAGUCAAGAUGAUGAGAUAGACAAUGAAGGGUUGAUGGCGUUUUUCCAAGAACACUUGUAUCCUGGAAGAUCUCCUCAAGAAAAUGGAACAGAGAGAACGGUAGACGAAGAAGAAGAAAGGGUAAAUGAGGAGGAGGAGGAGAAGCAAGAUGAGAAAGAGCAUGAAGAGGAGCAAGGAGGGGAGAGCUUGAUUAGUAGUAGCUUGGUUAGUAGUUUGUGCCAUGAAGUCGGAGACUAUUCUAAUCAAUCCUCAUCAUGGAGUUAUAGAGACAAUGAAGCUGGUGAUGAUUUUGAUAGAGUUGCUUCUACAUCUUCACAACCUUAUCAAUCUCAGUCUUCCUAUCAUGAUAAUCGGCCAAACUCCGCAUCUACCAAUCAUCAUUCAAUUGAAAUGGAUCUCAUAUAUGAUAUGAGAGGCCAUAUGGAGCAACUUUAUCAAGAGAUGAGUGAACUGAGGAAAUCAAUAAAGAGUUGCAUGGAUAUGCAGAUGCAGAUGCAGUUACAAAAAUCCAAUAACCAAAGGGUGCAAACAGCUGAAAAAGAAGAAAAGAAGUCACAUAACAAGACUGGUAAGAAAGGAAACUGCUGCAUUUGCAAUGAGAUGAAAGUUGACUCAGUUCUAUACAGGUGUGGACACAUGUGUGCAUGUCUGAAAUGUGCCAAUGAUUUACGGUGGAACAACGGAAAAUGUCCAAUAUGCCGUGCUAAUAUAGACGAUGUUGUUCGAGUUUAUCUUGAUGUAUAGCCUAUCUCGGUUGAAAGAGUAUCUUACUUUAGAGGACCAAAUCCUUAGUCGUGAAACUUAGUGAACUACUAAUACAGUUUAACGUCAUACUUGAAUUUCUCCUUUUCACCUAUACUUUUUAAGUAUAUGAUUUUUUUUAGGAGAAAUUCGGUUGACAAAAUCAUUGUACAUUUGAUAGUUUUAAUCUAACCUUUUUUCCUGCUGACUUA
Molecule: messenger RNA, 3218 nt
Organism: Medicago truncatula (barrel medic)
Lineage: Eukaryota; Viridiplantae; Streptophyta; Magnoliopsida; Fabales; Fabaceae
Product: general transcriptional corepressor trfA
Exons: 8
Coding region: 262-3009 (915 amino acids)
Source: RefSeq, a predicted model, not a curated record